Messenger RNA from Candidula unifasciata, 258 nucleotides. NCBI's taxonomy places the organism in Eukaryota, Metazoa, Mollusca, Gastropoda, Stylommatophora, Geomitridae. The record is from the annotation of a GenBank genome assembly.
AUGCCGGCCUUACUUGCAGCACCCAAGUCCAACAUUUCACCUCUAAUUCGCUUUGCCAGAUGGACGGCACUUUUCACUGGAAUCGUUUAUGGUGUCACUAGAUACAAUUAUUUGUACAGGCGUGAAGUGGAAAUUCAGAAGCAUGAGAAUGAGAUUCGUGAAAGGCACAGAAUUAAAAUGGAACAGCUGAGAAAACAGAAUGAAGAAGCGGAGAUGCUUGCACUUGGCAAGGAAGCUGGUGUUGUAGCAGCAAAGUAA